CCCGUGAAUGUCCGUUUGAAACGCGCGACGAGGAGACGCUGUUUUGGCUUACCUGACGAGCACAUUUGGCUGCAGAGUAAAAUAAAGCUAAAGAUAAAUCACUGGCGAUCGAGCCCCGAGCCUCCAGAGCUCGCGGGUUUUUACGUCGACAGCGUAAAGUUUUGAUGUAUGAGGGCCUUGGGGCUUCCGUUCAGCUCUGGAGCUGUAUAGCGCAAGUUCAAGUUCUCGUUCCCGUACGAACCCCGAGCCCACAAGCCGACGCCGGGCCGCGCACACACCCUCCCCACCUCGGCGGGUUUGAGUUGCAGCAGCUUUCGCAUGGUGUCAGGGGAGCUGCCCGGGGUAAGGGGAGGCAAAGGCUCACCUCGGGUCGAUUACGUUGACCGUUACCCAUCCCGAGGCCAUUUUUCGUCACAAAAUAAAUUCCGAGUCCGAGUCCCUAAAUCAAAGCCUGAGGCGGUCGCCCCCAGUCCCAAACCACCUCCACGGGGCCGUAACCGACCCGAUGCAGGGCUCGCUAAAAAGAAAUCCGCGCGAAACUCGGCUAGCCGUUCCGAGAGAGAGAUCAAGCCUCGCCUAGCAUGCUACUGCUCCAAACUUUAAUAUCCCUGGUCCAAAUGAUAAACUCUCUAUUUGUCACAAGCGCGACAGGCGAAGUUUUAAUUGAGCGACACUGGCGUGGUGUCACGCCACGGAACAUUUGUGAUCUUUGCUGGGACGAACUUAAUCCACAAGACAAGCGCUCAGGAACGCUCUCGCCACUGUUGCACACCUCCAAGCAUUAUUUAGUGUCUGUCUUCAGAGAAGACAUAUAUGUCAUUGCUGUUCUAGCCAAAGAGGUGCCACCGCUACUAGUAAUUGAAUUAUUGCAGCGAGUCGUGGACAUAUUUGUUGAAUACUUCGGCGCCGCAAGCGAGGGUUUAAUCAAGGACAAUUUUGCUAGUGUUUACCAGCUCCUCGAAGAGAUGUUGGACAACGGAAAUCCGCUCACAACUGAACCAAAUGCAUUGAAGGCAAUGAUCGCUCCUCCUUCUGUCAUGGGCCGCUUGCAAGCAGUUGCAACUGGGAAGUCAAAUGUAAGUGAUGUGCUUCCGGAUGGGACAAUUUCCUCCAUGCCCUGGCGUAAGUCAGGGGUCAAAUACGCUCAGAACGAGAUUUAUCUGGAUAUUAUUGAGGAAGUUGACGCAGUUGUAGAUCGGAAAGGGCAAGUAGUAUCCUCUGAGGUAUCUGGGGCUAUUGUAGCUAAUUCGCGUCUCUCUGGCAUUCCAGACCUAUGCUUAAGCUUUCUAGAUCCAGAGGUAAUAAAAGACUGCUCCUUUCACCCCUGUGUGCGCUAUACUAGAUUCGAGCAGGACCGCGUUGUGAGCUUCGUGCCACCUGAUGGCACUUUUGAGCUCAUGCGCUAUCGUGUGAAUACGAAGACAAAUGUGACUGUGCCGAUAUACGUUACUCCUGUUGUAACAAUGUCUGAUCAGCACAAUGCUGGGUAUGGCCGCAUACAGAUACAGAUUGGUCAAAGGCAGACUUCGUCCCUCGUGACUCCCAAUCGCAAAGCCCCGAUGCUAAUUGAGGACGUUGCAUUAUCGAUCCCGUUUCCCAAGUGUGUCAAGACCGCCACAUUAUCUGCAACUGUUGGUACAGUGCUCUAUGACGAAGCCACAAAGGUGGCUAGUUGGACAAUUGGAAGGCUCACACCAAAUGCCACCAAAGUCCCCCAGCUUUCUGGCUCAAUGAUAAUCCAAGGUUUGGCUGAGGGCCCGCCUCCGAUUCAGGUCAAGUGGAAGGUCCCUGUUGCCUCCGUUUCUGGUAUACAGAUUGCAGCCCUACAAUUAAAAAACGAACGAUACCGGCCAUACAAGGGCGUUCGGACAAUCACGAAAUCAGGGCGUUUCCAGAUUCGCAUGUAGGGCAGUCCCCACGUAUUGUUGCCUGAUGUGUGCGUGCCAGUCACAUCAGCCAAGG
This is a messenger RNA of Pelagomonas calceolata, 1962 nucleotides long. Lineage: Eukaryota; Pelagophyceae; Pelagomonadales; Pelagomonadaceae. The record is from the annotation of a GenBank genome assembly.